GAUUAUUGGAGAAUUCGUAGGGUGAAUUUCUUAGCGGAAUAUAAAAACCCGUUUCUUAACUUUUAACUACAAAAGGUAAAAACCAGCUCUUAAAACUCUUAUUUAAUAACCGGUUAUUAGCUUUUUUAAUUAAAAGUUAAGAGACGGGUUUUUAUAUUCCGUUAAAAAUCUCUUCGUAACAUACAUUUAUCUUUCUUUCAACACAUUACCCAAUUUUUCAUUUAAUGGGCCUGUAUGUCCGGCCCAUGCGUUCAAUACCCAACCCAUUUCAGGCUUGUGCCAGUGGUUUCAGUUGUCCCACAUCGCUUGCACUUAGAAAUAAGGUCUCGGGAAGAAGAGUAUAAGAAGGAAAGUGGAGUGAACAAGCAAACCACUUACCUGGACAGGGUCAACUCAUGAUCAAGAAGAUGAGUGGCCUAGGCUAGUGACCUCCAUUGCACUUUGAGGAGGGGUGCUUAGCCUAAGGUCUCCCCAAGUGGGAGAGCCUGUGUCAUUAUUUGUGGCAGAGGGAGCCUGCGUUCGCGCGGCUCCUACCAUCUAUCAUCAGUUUCUAAACUUUUUCGGCCCAUUAUAAGAAAAUGGUUACUGAGACUUACAUUUCUGAAACUAAUCUAAAAGUUAUGUGGGCAUCAGGAAGACGCCGCAGUUCCAUCUUCCAGCAUUUUUUUUCUAAAGAGGGAAGAGAGGUGUGAAAAUGAGUCGUGGAAGUGCCGCAGCUCCAAAGGGGAAGAAGAAGGGAGUUUCCUUCGCCAUUGAUUGUUCUAAGCCUGUUGAUGACAAGAUCAUGGAGAUUGCUUCCUUAGAGAAGUUUCUUCAGGAGAGGAUUAAAGUUGGUGGUAAAGCCGGUGCUCUCGGUGAUUCCGUCUCAAUCACUCGUGACAAGAUCACCGUCACCUCUGAUGGCCAAUUCUCCAAGAGAUUUGAUUAAAAUCUACACCAGUCUUAGCUGUAGAAUCUCUUUAAGUUAUCUUAGAGAGAUUGAGUUUAGUCAAUCUCUCUAAGUUAACGUGGUUUUGUUAUCUGUAUGUGUAGAUACCUAAAGUACUUGACAAAGAAGUAACUGAAGAAGCACAAUGUCAGAGAUUGGCUCAGAGUGAUCGCAGCCAACAAGGACCGUAACCUCUAUGAGUUGAGGUACUUCAACAUUGCUGAGAACGAAGCUGAGGAAGAAGACUAAAUAAACCAAGAUUUUUUUCUGAUCAUCUCUUCCUCUUAGUUGGUUUUUGAUUCUACUAAGAUUAUCUCUGUUCUGGUUAGAUAUUAUCUAGUUUGGUUUGAAGGGAUACAUUUUGUUUUGUUGCUGCGCAUUUGAGCUUCUAUGGAGUCUUGUUUUUUUCCA
Molecule: messenger RNA, 1339 nt
Organism: Brassica napus (rape)
Lineage: Eukaryota; Viridiplantae; Streptophyta; Magnoliopsida; Brassicales; Brassicaceae
Product: 60S ribosomal protein L22-3-like
Exons: 2
Coding region: 695-928 (77 amino acids)
Biological process (GO): cytoplasmic translation
Cellular component (GO): ribosome
Molecular function (GO): RNA binding; structural constituent of ribosome
Source: RefSeq, a predicted model, not a curated record